CAGAUAUCAGUCAAUGUGUAUACUCCACAUUUCUAGACGGCUUUGUAUACAUAUAGCUAUAGGACCCGCCGCAUCUGCGCCCAGCGUAUAAUAAGUAGUCGGAGACUCUGCCUCUGCGAGAGGAGAGAGAGAGAAAGCUAUUCGUAUGUGUACCCUAUACUCUGCUGAGUCUGCUCUCUGAUGCUCGGAUUGGAUUUGGAACGAAGCCAGUGUCGUUUCGCCGUUACGAAAAUGAUGUUUAUACGUUACCCGGAGGAGUAGAUUAAAUAUCCGCAGCUGGGAUCAUCGAAAUUGCACAAGUGAAGCGAAGUUUUCCUCGUCCGAUCGUCUUGGCAUAUUCACCCGCUGGCAGGGCUAGGCUGGAGGCAUUCGCGUGCGGGCACCCGACGCGGACAGCGAUAAUAGCGAUAAUAAUUGGCAGCUGGACAACCGUACUUCUACACCGAGGGAGAACGAGUCGAGUAUUGCAUUUGGAAAGAUGGAAGACGACCGCAUCGGGGAAGGGCUUCGCAACAUUUUGCAUAGGCUCUGGACCAUCAACAUGAACGAUUUAUCACUCUCAGAUGAUUCUUGCAUAGAAGAUUCUGUAGAUAACAUCAAAUCUGUUACUGUUGAUGGUGUACCAAUACGAAAGCUCUUCAUUGGCAAUAUCGCACAAAGGACAACGCACAAAGAUUUGGAGAAAUUAUUUUCUAAUUAUGGACAAUUGGAUAGUUGCUACUUGAAAAGAAAUACUGGUAAAAGCAACUAUGCUUUUGUAACCUUUCACAGUAUUGAUGAUGCUCUCAAAGCAUCAAAAGAUGGUCUUAGAAAAAGAAUACAUCUUCACAAUCGAGACCUAAGAGUAAUGCCAGCUGACUCUUGGCAUCAACCAGACAGUAUUGAAAAUCAAAAUAAAAAAUCACAAAAAAAUUCAGAUGGUAAAGAAAUGUCCACGGAUUACAUACUAAAUGAAGAUGCUGAAAUACACAAAUUAAAUGAUGAUUGUCUGAUGCACGUAUUCUCAUUUCUUCCUAUAGCAGACAGAGUCAAAGUAGAAAGAGUUUGCAGACGAUGGCUAAAUGUAAGCCAAGAAUCGUGGCGAACUUUUAAAAAAUUAAAUUUAACCCAAACUACCUGGGGAUUUCAGUGUAAAACUUAUGGCCUACGAGAAAUUGACACACCUACGUUACGAAAAGUUCUGCUGCGUUGCGGUCAGUUUCUUACACAUAUCGACUUUUCUACAUUUGCAGAGAAACUAAGUUCAAGUACUCUGACUGUUGUCGGCAGAAAUUGCCCGAAUUUACAGUGCAUCGAUGUUACUGCACUAAACGUUUCACCUGCGGGAAUAAAAUCCCUAACAGAUAACUGCAGUAAUAUUAUGGAAUUCAGUCUCGGUCAUUGUUCGAGCUCAUGUGAUAAUGACUUGUCACAUUUAUUCUCCAAAAAUAAGAAACUUCGAUACCUUAAACUUGUACAUAAUUCAAUCACUGGUAAAUGUUUACUAAGUUUACCAGUGGAAUCUAUAGAAACGAUUAUUUUAGAAGAAUGCACGAAUGUAUCUCCGUGCCAUUUUUCUAACGUUGUUCCAACAUUUGAAAAAUUACAUACACUCUCGCUUGAAAAAUGUGUUAGUUUCAAUGAUCAGGCUGUGAAAGCAAUUAGCUUAUGUUCUAAAAGUUUGAAAGUUUUACGCCUCUGUGAUUAUUAUCCAAUGAUAAAAUUAAAUACUAUGCCACAACUUGCAGAAUUAGUUAAUCUUGAGAGCUUGGAUGUUUCUCAAAAUGUUUUAGUACAGGAUAAGUUUUUAACUGUUAUUGGAACACAAUGUAAACUGUUAACAAGUGUAAAUAUCAGUUCCUGCCAUUCAGUCACAAAUGAAGGUUUAGCUGCUAUUACAUCUUUACCAAAGCUCCAACAUCUCUUCAUUAACUACCUCGGGAAAAUCACUGAUGAAGUACUCGCGGACAUGCCAAAUUUGCGUACAAUGGAAUGUCGAGGUUGUCCGAACUUAAAGGAUCAAGGACUCUCUACUCUUAUUGAAGAAUCGCAACAUAUCGAGCUUCUUGACCUCUCGGGUUGCAAUCACAUUUCGAACGAGCUCAUUGAAGUCGCUAUUAAAUCGACAAUCAAUCGCACAAACAACGUUAUACUCAAGAUGUUCGUGGGCGAUACAAGCGUCCAACACAGCAAAAUAACAAAAGUAUCACCAUUCCUGCAAGUGCUCAAUGUCGAUCUCUCAGAGCCUUACUUACGUCCGGACUUCGAUCAUGAUGAAUACGAUUUCUUUCCAGACGACUACGAUAUGGAUGAACUAGAUGAUAUCGAUGAUUAUGAUCCCUUUCUCGCUACUGACGAUGAAUACGACGAUGAUUGUGAUAUUUAUUUUGGACAAAAUAUCAAUGAUGAUAAUUUUUGAAUAGAAUUUUAAAGUAAGAAAAACUGAAAAAAGUUAAAGAAAAAAUUGCCCUGGAUGAAAUAUUUCUUUUACUUAAACGUGAGACUAAAGACUUGUAGAGAGAUAGAAGCAUUUUUCAACUUUACUUAAGAUUGAUAUACAACAUAAAAGAGUCAUAUUAUCGCUAAAAAAUAAUCGGUAAUUAAUAAUAAUCUCAUGCUUUGCUAUAUAGUUUUCAUAUUUGAAUUUUUCAUGCGAUUUAUAAUGUAAUAUUUUAUUUGUUUAUAACUUUUACAAACUUUGUCAAGUCACCAAUAUAUUUUUCCUUACAUACACAAUUCUUUCACGUAGAUUUAAUAAUGUGAUUAAAUCUUAUUUUCGAUUAACAAAUUGUUGUGCAUUAAUCACACUUUUUUCCUAUAUAAAUAAUGCUUCAACAAACGAAAAAAAUUAUUAAUUUUGACAAAACAAAAUGUAAUAUUUUUAGUAUGGUUUUCUAUCCAGGGAUUGAACAACGAAGACAUGAAACUUGUUCAGCUGCGAUAAUCUAACAUUACCGAUUAUAAAUGAAACAUUUUGAAGUUCCAAGUCCAUCAAAUAUCCAGUUAAUGGAUAACUCAUAAAUUAAAACUAAACAGCAUCUAUAUUUGAUUCUCAUCUGAAAGAACGUAGAUUAAUAUAGUAAAACUAAAUUACAAAUUACUCUUAUUUUUGAUAUACGGUUUUUUCAUAAGAUUUAUACAACAUUCAGCAGAGUUAAAUGGUUUCAUUUUUUGUUUAUUAAUUUCAUGAAAAUAAAAACAUUUUCUUAAGUUUGUAUGCUCGUGUAAUGUAAAUAGUUCAUUUAACAUGAUUUUUAUAGAAUUUUGGAGACCUUCUUUAUUGCUGUUACUGAGAAGUUAACGAAUGUAUGCGGGUAUUUAAGAAUAUAUUAAGCCAAAAACAUGAAAUUAUAAUGAUUAUUUCAAAACAGCGUAAUAUGUUUUUUUAAUUAUCAUUGUUAAAUUUGUGAUGCAUAUUGAAAGAAAAUGUAAACCAUUAAACGAUUUAUUAAUAUAAAGUAUCAACUGUACAUGUAAGAAACUCAACUUUUUCACGUUUCAAAUUUAUCGAAAGUAUAAGAAUCUGAACAUUAUGAUGAUCAUGCGACUCAUUUACGCAAUAAAACUAUAUGAGUAAAAAGUGAAGAAUAAAA
This is a messenger RNA of Nasonia vitripennis (jewel wasp), 3572 nucleotides long. Its product is annotated as F-box/LRR-repeat protein fbxl-1. Gene Ontology annotation, biological process: SCF-dependent proteasomal ubiquitin-dependent protein catabolic process. The transcript is spliced from 8 exons. The record is from RefSeq and is a predicted model, not a curated record. Lineage: Eukaryota; Metazoa; Arthropoda; Insecta; Hymenoptera; Pteromalidae. Bases 479 to 2398 code for a protein of 639 amino acids. Gene Ontology annotation, molecular function: protein binding; RNA binding. Gene Ontology annotation, cellular component: SCF ubiquitin ligase complex.